Molecule: messenger RNA, 831 nt
Organism: Meloidogyne enterolobii
Lineage: Eukaryota; Metazoa; Nematoda; Chromadorea; Rhabditida; Meloidogynidae
Source: the annotation of a GenBank genome assembly
AUGGUUCUUGGAAAAAUCAAGGAAAUUGCCGAAGCCUAUUUGGGUCAUGAAGUUACGCAUGCUGUGGUUACGGUCCCCGCUUACUUUAACGAUGCUCAACGUCAAGCUACCAAAGAUGCUGGAACCAUCUCUGGACUUAAUGUUGUUCGUAUUAUUAAUGAACCGACAGCAGCGGCAAUCGCUUAUGGAUUGGACAAGAAAGAAGAUGAGGCUGUUGCUUAUGGUGCUGCUGACCAAGCUGGAGUAAUUUCUGGAGAAGAAGACACCGAAAUUGUUUUGGACCCAUUGACUCUCGGUAUUGAAACUGUUGGUGGUGUAAUGACAAAGUUGAUCAAUCGAAACACUCUUAUCCCAACCAUAAAGGCACAAGUUUUCUCUAAUGCUGCAGACAAUCAAAAGGCUGUGACAAUUCAGGUCUAUGAAGGAGAACGUCCAAUGACUAAAGACAACCACAUGCUUGGAAAAUUCGACUUGACAGGAAUUCCACCAGCACCUCGUGGUGUGCCACGAUUUGAGAUAUCAUCUAAAGACGUCAAUGGAAUCCUUAGUGUAACAGCUGAAGAUAAAGAAACUGGAAAUAAAAUUAACGUCUCCUUUGACCACAACCGUUCAUCUUCUGAAGAUAUUGAAAGAAUGGUUAAUGAUGCUGAGGAAGAUAAACGUGUUAAUGAAACGGCUAAAUUAUUUGCUGAAUUGCAAUCAAAAAAUGGACAACAAAUUGAUUCUUCUCGUGAUCGUGGACGUCCUUUUGAAUUUACAAUUGGAAAAGGAGAAGUUAUUAAAGGAUGUGAUGAGGGGGUUGCUAAGGUUUGUUUUUUUUACAUUUUUUAA